Miniopterus natalensis is the source of this 1443-nucleotide messenger RNA. The record is from RefSeq and is a predicted model, not a curated record. NCBI's taxonomy places the organism in Eukaryota, Metazoa, Chordata, Mammalia, Chiroptera, Miniopteridae.
AUUUUCCAGACCCUAUCUCAUCUCCUUUGCUUGCUUCCGUGACCUUGGCAGCAACCUCGUUUGGUGCUCAGCCCAAGGUUUCCCCAGCCAUGGAGUUACCCAUUGGCACUGCUCAGGGAUUCUAUCGUCCCGUCUUUGGGGCCUAUACAGUCCCUCCCUUCCAGUUCCAGGCUCGCCAUGAGAGCAUGGACUGGAGGCGCAUCAGUGCCGUGGAUGUGCACCGUGUGAUACGGGAGCUGGAUGUAGCCACCCUGCAGGAGAACAUCACUAGCAUCACCCUCUGCAACUUGGACAGAGAGGCAUGCAUCCACUGUGGGAAGCCUAUGGACCCGGCACUGCUCAAGGUACUGCGCCUGGCGCAGCUGUCAAUUGAGUACCUGGUUCACUGCCACAACAGCAUGAGGACCAGCAUUGCCCAGCUAGAGGCACGGCUGCAGGCCAGCCUGGACCAGCAGGAGCGUGGUCAGCAGGAGCUGGGCCGCCAAGCUGAAGAGCUCAAGGGUGUGCGGAAGGAAAGCCAUGAGCGUCGAAAGAUGAUCAGCACCUUGCAGAAUCUGCUCCAGCAGACAGGUGGCCAGUUCUACCACAUGUGCCAUCAGUGUGACAAGAUGUUCGUGAAUGCCACCUUUCUCCAGAGCCACAUUCAGCGCAGGCAUGAGAGCAAGACGGAAGGUGGUGAGUCUAGGUGGCCCUUCUAGGACUGUGGAAGGACCCUGACUGGAACUCAGUGGGUGGGGGCACAUAUAUCACCAAAGCUGCCCUCACAACCUUGCCUCCAGCUGAGGGUGGGAUGAUCCCAAUGGGGAUGGGAGGUUUCUGACCAUGUGCAUAGAGAAAAGGAGCUGGCAGGCACACGGGCAGGUGCCAGUCUUAACUUUGCCCCUUUCAGUUACCGUCAGCGCUUCCCCCUCUGAGUCUCAGCGGCUCUCACUACGAGUGGGGCAGUUAGACAGAGUGAAUUUGAAGGGUCCUCCCCCAGCCUUCUGUGAAUCUGCUGUUCUCUGAUUCGGACUGUGAAUGAGCAUAAAGGGGGUUAAUGAGCAAUCAGACCAGGUCUUUGACUUUAUUCUGUACAUAAGCUCAUUAUGACAUAAUCACCUUAAUUUUACGGUUUCAAAUUACAAAAUGGGUAGUAAAGCUCUGUUUACUCCACAGAGAGAUGUGCAUGCUUUAUAUCCCUUUUUGAGGUUCAGUAAGAAAAACUAUUAAAACAUAACAUAUAGGCAUGAAAAUAUUAAUAUAAUACAAAGAUUGAAAAGUCCCAUAAUAAAACUAUCUUCUUAUUUUCCCUCAUUUUAAUUUCCUUUUCAAAGAACAGACUUAGUUUUAAAACAGCACUAUUUACCUAGUCACUGUGCAUUUAUUGUAUAUUUAAUUACUCUUGAUUCUAUCUUGGAGGCUGCUAAAGAAAAACAGAUUUUCCCCUUCUUAAAUAUUUUUUCU